CGAGCAUGAUUUUCGCAUCACAUUCACACAUAUAAACCAGUUGCCACAUUCAUCAUUCCUCAUUCAGUUUUGCUCCGCAUCCUUCUUGUUAAGUUUCCUUGGAAGCGGAGCCUGUUUCUUGUUUUCUGUUUCUCCUUCGUUCAAGUUUCUCUUUUCUGCAGCUUCUCUUCUCAACAUGGCCGCCAACAGAUGGUUGAGACCUGAGGUAUACCCACUCUUCGCUGCAGUUGGUGCAGCUGUCGGGAUCUGCGGUAUGCAACUUGUGAGGAACAUAACCACCAAUCCUGAAGUCAGGGUGACCAAGAGCAACAGAGCUGCAGGAAUUCUUGAGAACUUUGAGGAGGGAGAGAAAUAUUCACAACAUGGUCUGAGGAAGUAUGUUCGUGGGAGGACCCCUCAGAUCAUGCCAUCCGUCAACAACUUCUUCUCUGAACCAUCAAACUAAAUCAGAUGCCAAAUUUUCUGUUCCAUUUCCGAUAUUCGUAUCAGUGAUAUCAAAUUUUGGCUUUUUGGUUAUUUGGAAUCGAGAAGUAGGAGACAACACAACCAGAUAUUUCAUUUUUCUUCAAAAUGUACUAUGAUCCUGUAAUUUGUUGAUGGAUGACAUUCAAUUUAACCUAAUUAUAAUAAAAUUCUAUACUUUACACAUUAUCAAA
Messenger RNA from Vigna angularis (adzuki bean), 656 nucleotides. RefSeq lists its product as uncharacterized. The transcript has 3 exons. The record is from RefSeq and is a predicted model, not a curated record. Lineage: Eukaryota; Viridiplantae; Streptophyta; Magnoliopsida; Fabales; Fabaceae. Bases 176 to 445 code for a protein of 89 amino acids.